Messenger RNA from Mangifera indica (mango), 2458 nucleotides. RefSeq names its product probable inactive receptor-like protein kinase At3g56050. The coding region runs from base 237 to 2174 and encodes 645 amino acids. The transcript is spliced from 9 exons. Gene Ontology annotation, biological process: protein phosphorylation. Gene Ontology annotation, molecular function: protein kinase activity; protein binding; ATP binding. The record is from RefSeq and is a predicted model, not a curated record. NCBI's taxonomy places the organism in Eukaryota, Viridiplantae, Streptophyta, Magnoliopsida, Sapindales, Anacardiaceae.
CAACAUACGCGUUUUCAAAACUCAACCGGCUUCUUUAUGUUUCAGUCUAAAUUAGCUUGCCAGCACGCUAACCUGGCUUCAUUUUUUAAUACAAUUCUCAGAUUACGGUUCAAGUUUUAGGUUUUUUCACACUUCUGUUAAGUUUCGGGAAUUUCAUUUCUCGUUUUCUCUCCUGUUCGACUCAGUUUCGGCAACUCAACGCGCGGGAAAGUCUUAGUUGUGAUCGUUUUCGAUCGAUGGAAUGGAAUUGGAAGCUUGGUGGAUUACAAGUUUUGUUUAUUAUUUUGGUUUCUCGUAGUUUGUGUUUGUGUUGGUCGUUGAAUGAUGAAGGUUUGGCUUUGUUGAGAUUAAGAGAAAGAGUUGUGAGUGAUCCGUUUGAUGCUUUAAAGAAUUGGAAGAGUAGUGAUACAGAGAAUGAUCCGUGUUCGUGGUUCGGCGUUGGGUGCUAUGAAGGCAAAGUUGUCAUUCUGAACUUGAAAGAUCUUUGCCUGGAAGGAUCUCUGGCGCCCGAGCUCAGAAGAUUGACUCACAUAAAGUCUAUUAUUUUGCGCAACAACUCUUUCAGUGGAAUUAUUCCUGAAGGAUUUGGAGAGCUGAAGGAACUGGAGGUGUUGGAUUUGGGCUACAAUAACUUUAGUGGACCGCUUCCAUCUGAUCUUGGCAUUAAUGAGUCACUGACAAUCCUUUGCAGUUUACUGGACAACAAUGAAAUUCUUGGUGGCCUAUCUCCUGAAAUAUAUGAACUUCAAAUGAUAUCUGAAUCCCAAGUAGAUGAAGCACUUCUGUCUAGCGCUGCUAAAAAGGGAUUGUCUUGCGGCAAAAGAUUCAUAACUUGGAAUGAUGUCCAAAAUGAAGUUGUUGUUCGAAGGAGACUGCUGCAAGAGUCACCUAUGGUCAAUUUGAGUGGUACUGCCGGUGAAUCUACGCCCUCUCCUGCACAAUCUCCAUCAGACACUUCUCCUCCACGUGCUUCUGUUGCCCCCCCAGAUAGUGACACUAGCAAUUUUCCUGCUCCAACUCCUCCUCUAGACCCACCUCCUUCACCGAUUCUGAACCCCUCAAAAUCAGAAAGGAGUUCUUCAAAGUCAGCAAUACUGGGUGGAACUAUUGGGGGCGCUGUAUUGCUUCUCAUUUUAAUCAUAGUCAUAUAUCUCUAUAGAUGCAACAAGGUAUCUACUGUCAGACCUUGGGCCACAGGAUUGAGCGGACAGCUUCAGAAAGCAUUUGUAACUGGUACCUAUUCUUUCUCAGGUGUUCCUAAGCUUAAGAGAUCUGAGCUUGAAGCAGCUUGUGAAGAUUUCAGUAAUGUAAUUGGUUCUUCACCGAUCGGUAUGGUGUACAAAGGAACAUUGUCCAGUGGAGUUGAAAUAUCUGUUGCCUCUGUUGAAGUAGCAUCAGCCAAGGAUUGGUCGAAGAAUUUAGAAAUGCAGUUUAGGAAGAAGAUUGACACUUUAUCAAAAGUGAACCACAAGAAUUUUGUCAACCUUAUUGGGUAUUGCGAGGAAGAGGAGACUUUCACUAGAAUGAUGGUGUUUGAAUACGCUCCUAACGGAACUCUUUUUGAACAUUUACAUGUUAGAGAGUCAGAACACUUAAACUGGGGAAUGCGUAUGCGCAUUGCAAUGGGCAUGGCUCACUGCCUAGAGUAUAUGCACCAGCUGAACCUGCCCAUAGCUCACAACAACUUGAACUCUCCGGCUGUCCACCUCACCGAGGACUAUGCAGCCAAAUUGUCAGACUUAAGCUUCCGGAAUGAGAUAUCUGCUUCUGAAAUGAAAACAGCCGGCACAGAGCUUUCAGAUACACCAUCAGCAAGCCUAGAAAGUAAUGUGUACAGCUUUGGUGUAUUAUUAUUUGAAAUGAUGACAGGAAGAAUGCCAUACACGGUGAACGAUGGUUGUCUUGAAGACUGGGCUUCAGAUUAUUUGAGAGGGAAUCAACCCCUUAAAAGAUUUGUCGAUCCAACUCUACGCACUUUUGAUGUGGAGCAGCUGGAGAAAUUCGGUGACUUGAUAAAAGCUUGUGUCCUUCCCAACCUACAACUGAGACCAUCAAUGAGAGAUGUCACUGCAAGACUCAGAGAGAUUACUGGAAUAACACAAGAUGGAGCAAUCCCCAAGCUUUCUCCUCUUUGGUGGGCGGAGCUUGAGAUUUUGUCCGCAGAUGCAGUCUAGAACAUGAAAUUUAGAUUGUAAGUAUUACAGCUUCAAAUUUUAUCAUCCUCUUUGUUGUUUAGGCUCAGAAGUAUUUGCCUUUGGGUCGAUAGUGCUUGUAUCUAUUGUAGGCCAAUAUAAUGCGAGUUGUACAUAUCCAAAAUCGGGGGGAAAUCUGGUAAAUCUUCCUUGUUUUGGCUCUUCUCUCUUUUAGAAUUAUCUGUGAAAAUGCACAAGAAAAUUACAUUGCACAUUUUUCAAUUUAUGUUUUCAAAUGUUGAAAUGAUCAACCAAUUUCGUGGCUA